Messenger RNA from Ostreococcus tauri, 1326 nucleotides. RefSeq lists its product as uncharacterized. The coding region runs from base 1 to 1326 and encodes 441 amino acids. NCBI's taxonomy places the organism in Eukaryota, Viridiplantae, Chlorophyta, Mamiellophyceae, Mamiellales, Bathycoccaceae. The transcript has a single exon. The record is from RefSeq and is a predicted model, not a curated record.
AUGUCGCGCGUCUCGGGCGGGCUCGCGAUCGCGUCCGUCGUCUCGGGCGACGUCGCGACGACGCGCGUCGCCUCACGGUGGGCGCGCGCGACGAGGAUGACCACGCGCGCGCGCGCGUGGACGUCGAGCUCGAUCGGGACGCGACGCGCGCGCGCGGUCGAUGACGCGUCGAGAGGUGCGAGACGACGCGUCGAAGCGCGAGGGGUGGACCCCGCGCUCGUGGACGCGCUCGGGGUGCGCGUGGAGACGUGGGAGCGGGUGGAGGGUGGAUUAUUCGGCGCGUCGCUGCUCCCGUACCUGGCGUUUUUGUACUUUUUGGGAAAGCCCGAGUCGAGGUGUCCGGAGGGGGCGCUCUUCGGGUUUAAGUUUCUCCUCGCGUUCGUGUUCGGGACCAUUCCGUUCGCGAUUUACGCAAAGGUGUCGCGGGAUGAGAUUUUGGCAAACGUGGACGUCCUACACGGGUGCGCCGAGUCGUUGCUCACGCUGACGAACGUCUUCAUCGUGCUCGGCUUUAGGGAAGGAUUGCGACGAGCGGGCGGGGGAGGGGGUAAAGGGGGUGGGAGGAAGACGAGUCUCGGAGACGUGGGUGCGGCGCUAUUGUGCGUCGUCGUGGCGUCGAGCGUAGCGCUCGGAGCGGCGGAUGCAAACGCGGCGAACGAGGCAAACGAGGCGCGCUUGAUCGCGACCGCUGCGUGGGACUCCGUUUGGCCGCACGUCGAACCGGCGAACGCGCUAAGCUUACCUACGUGGGUGAUUCACGUCUCGAGCCUCGUGGAAUGGUUGAUAGCGAUGGGAUUGAUUUGGGAAUACUCUGAAGUAAUCAAGAGACCGGCGUGGAAGGGAUUGACGUGGGGCAUGGUGCCUUGCCACGCCUCUGGCAUCGCCGCGUGCACGUUCCAUUUGUUUUACAACGCGCAGCCGGCACUGAGCGGCGUCGUCGCCAUGCAAGCGUUCCUGACGGUUGUCGGAAACUCGACGUGCGCGCUCGCGGCGUAUCGCAUUGCGAAAGAGGGAGAGCGCCUCGUGGCGUCGGGAGAGGCCGCACCCGAUGACGCGGGCGACGAGGUCAUCGAGAUUUCCAUCGGGACAGAAUCGAUGAAGGGAUGGGAGGAUCUCUCGGCGGCGUGGUCCGCGGACUCUGACGCCGUACUCUUGCUCAAACUCGCAUUGGUCUCCGUCGCCGCCUCCACGGCGGUCAAAUACGGCUCCCUCCUCGUCGAUUUCCCCUUUGAGCCGUCGUUGUGGCUCGCAUUCGCCAUAAUAUUUAUCCCCACGGGCCUCAACUGCGCUAAAUGGAAAGAGCUGAGUGAUAAAUCCGCAAAGUAG